This is a messenger RNA of Acanthamoeba castellanii str. Neff, 438 nucleotides long. RefSeq lists its product as uncharacterized. NCBI's taxonomy places the organism in Eukaryota, Discosea, Longamoebia, Acanthamoebidae. The transcript has 2 exons. The annotation marks the transcript as partial. The record is from RefSeq and is a predicted model, not a curated record.
ACAAUUCCUCUACCAAAACCAUCAACAACCUCAACCUGGCCUCAAGGCCAACAAGCCCGGCGGCGUUCGCCACCUGCCCAGCGACAUCAAGAACAUGCCCAGCGCCAGUGGCGACGUCCCUUCGUCGACCACCACCCCAACAUCACCGCAGAGGCGAAGAACGAAGCGCAUGUUCUCCGACAGGGCGUGCGGCAACUGCGGGACCCACUUCACAAGCCAAUGGCGCACCGGUCCCUCGGGUCCCUCCACGUUGUGCAACGCAUGUGGGAUCCGGUACGCGCGCCAGACGAAGCUCGGCCAAAAGCGACAGGUGAGCCCGAUGGACUCACCACAGCCCUCCUCGGACGAAGAGAAGCCACAGUCGCCGCGAGCACCUCUUUCGUCUCCCUUUCGCUCCAGCGUUCACUUCCUCCUCAACUAAAGGAAAAAGAAAAAUAA